UAUUUUAUAUUAGAAUUUGAACAUAAUUAUAGCUAAACUAUCACACAAAUGAAGCUCUUAAAACCCAGUUGGGUCAAUCACGAUGAUAAACCAAUAUUUUCGGUUGAUAUCCAUCCCACUGGAAAACGGUUCGCGACCGGCGGACAGGGCGGCGACUCUGGCCGGGUGGUCGUGUGGAAUCUCAGCUCGGUGCUGUAUGAGUCGGUCGAGGUGAACCCCAAUAUCCCCAAAAUGCUGUGUCAAAUGGAUAACCAUCUAGCAUGUGUAAACUGUGUGAGAUGGAGCAAUGGGGGUCGUUAUUUGGCUUCCGGAGGUGAUGACCGACUUGUCAUGGUCUGGGGACUGAGUGUUUUAGCUGGUGCACCUGGUAAUAAUAAAGCUGAAACCUGGAGAUGUCUGUCGACACUUCGAGGCCAUGCAGGUGAUGUCUUAGAUUUGGCAUGGUCACCAUUGGACAAAUGGUUAGCAAGCUGCAGUGUAGACAACACCAUAAUAAUAUGGAAUGCUGAGAAAUUUCCGGAAAUGGUCUGUGUACUGAGCGGACACACUGGUCUUGUUAAGGGUGUUGCUUGGGAUCCGGUUGGUAAAUAUAUUGCAUCCCAAUCAGAUGACAAGUCAUUAAGAGUAUGGAAGACUGCAGAUUGGGCACAAGAAACUGUGAUCACUGAACCAUUUGAGGAGUGUGGAGGUACGACGCACGUGUUGCGGUUGUCUUGGUCGCCGGACGGACAGUACGUACUGUCUGCGCACGCGAUGAACGGCGGCGGCCCCACCGCCCAAGUAGUGGAGCGGGAUGGCUGGCGCUGCGACAAGGAUUUUGUUGGUCAUCGGAAAGCUGUCACUUGUGCGAGGUUCAAUAACAACAUAUUCGUCAAAGAAGGCAAGAAGUGUUGCUGCGCGGCGGUUGGUUCCCGCGAUCGUGCGCUCUCUAUCUGGCUUACGUCUCUCAAACGGCCUCUGGUCGUUGUACAUGACCUCUUCACCGACAGCGUGCUGGAUCUCUCUUGGAGUUCCGACGGGUUGAACCUUCUGGCUUGCAGCUCAGAUGGUACAGUGGCUUGUAUUCAAUUCACAAACAAAGAAAUUGGCACACCCCUCACAAUGGAUGAAAAGAAUGCGUUCUAUGAGAAAAUCUACGGCAAAUGUCUGGCCAACGAGUCUGGAGGAGACCUGUCUACUAAUCUCCUGGUGGAGUGCCCCGAGAUCAUGCUCGCGAGGGAGAAGCAGGAGGCAAAGAAAGAAGCUGCUAAAGAAGAUACUACACCCAAGAGCGACAAGUCACAGAUGGCGAAGUCUAUAACGGCCCCGCAGUCAGCGUCGCCGGUGUCGACCGCGUGUGGCUCGCCGCUGCGGCCCAUAGACAGGCAGAUCGAGACUCGAACCUCAGAUGGCAAGCGGCGCAUCACCCCUGUCUUCAUUCCGCUCACACAAGCAGACGCCAACGAGUCGUUAGGAUCCCAGCCGGGCGGGUCUGAGAACUGCUUCAGCACAUCAUCACAGAGCAAGUCACGGAUCCGUGUGGAGGUUCGCGAUGAUAUCGUUAUACAUCCAAACGUCAGUAACCACGCAAUCAACACCUCGCAGGGCAACUCCCGUCUCAAUGAGAACGGGCUGGAUCAGAGGUUGCGCAAGCGGUCUGCGGCGACGCUGCCGGGGCCCCGCGCCGGAGAGGUGCACGCCAAGCGAGCCUGCGUCUCCCCCGCGCCCGCGCCGGGGCCCGCGGGGCCAGCGGGGCCCGCCGCGUCCGCGGGGCCCGGCCCGGCCCUGCCCGCGCCCACGCUCGGCGCUGCCGGGCCCAUAGUUCGCGCCGCCGGCUCGCUCAGGCUGCAGGUGGUUAAUAAGGCGUUCAACACGUACUACGGCACGCUCUCGAGGUUGCAGCUGUUACCCAACAACUCUGCAUCAAAUGAUCCAGUUUGGGAAACAUAUCUAGGCUCGCCGGUGACGUGCGUGUCGUGCGACGCGCGCUGGGCGUGCGUCACGUGCGCGGACGGGCAGCUGCACGCGUGGCGCCUCAGGCCGCACUCGCGGAACGUCGCGCGCGCGCUGCCGCCCAUCGCGCUGAUGUCUCAAGCGGUGAAGCUGUCUCUGUGCGGGGACCGGCUGACGGCGGUGACGACGUCUGCCGAGCUGGCCGUGUGGGACCUGACCACGGCCGCCUGCCUGCUGCGCCCGCUCAGCUUCAGGAACCUACUCGCGCAUAAGGUGACAGUAACGAAUUGCUCUCUAUUGGAGGACGGUAAUCCGAUGAUCUCCCUCAGUAACGGCAAAACUUACAUCUAUAGCAAAAAGUUAUAUGCAUGGGUGGUGUGGACUGACUCCGGCGACCCAGUGUGGAGAGCCGGCGGACGACUGGCGGCCCGCCCGCCCCGCGCCCCCGCCCUGCCGCCGCCCACCGUCCGCCGCGAGCGAGCGCCGCCCGCCUCCAGGCCCGCCAGGUACGUAGCCAGGACCCGCCCGCCCCGCGCCCCCGCCCUGCCGCCGCCCACCGUCCGCCGCGAGCGAGCGCCGCCCGCCUCCAGGCCCGCCAGGUACGUAGCCAGGACCCGCCCGCCCCGCGCCCCCGCCCUGCCGCCGCCCACCGUCCGCCGCGAGCGAGCGCCGCCCGCCUCCAGGCCCGCCAGCUACAGCGCGGAGUGCACCCGCAGCUGGCUGGAGUCGCAGACGGCGGCCAGCCUGCACCUGCAGCUGGCGCACGACUACCGCCACUGGCUCACGUCGCUGUUCACGCACCUCGUCUCGCACGGCACAGAGGACCAACUGAGGUAUAUUUUGGACGACAUGCUCGGGCCCAGCCAUUGUACAUCUACGCCCAAAAAGUGGCAAUCUACAGUGCUGGGCAUAAAGAAACACGAUUUAUUAGAAGAGAUGCUCUCGCUCCUCGUACGGCAGUUGCGAUGGCAACGAAUGUACUCUGAAUAUUCGGAACAGUUGAACGACAUCAAGCAGACUAACGGCGUCGUCAACGGCCACUGACGGCGUCAUAUUCAGCGACGUGACGUCACGGACCCACGUGUCACUAGUGAUGGCCGACGAAUCACUUACCGACGUUGUCCUGUAACUAAUCGACGGUAUGCCAUACACGGGUAUUGUGAUAUAACUAAUCGUUAUCGUUGCGUCGGCUACGGACAUACUUAUCGACAUUACGUCAGAUAUGGACGUCGAAAUACUGUUAAUGGACGGUGCGUCGCGGACGGACGUCUCACUGGUGACAAACUGUACCUCGGAUAUAAACGUCAUGUUACUGGUAGAAUGUACGUUAAAUAUAGAUCUCAUAUCAUUGGUUGUCGACGGUACGUUAAGCAUAGAACGUCAGCUACGUCAUCUUAAGACUAGUUACAGGUGAAUCAACUUGAAGACGUUUUUGCGUUUGUAGUAGUGUACGGUCAGUAGAUAAAUA
Messenger RNA from Achroia grisella, 3400 nucleotides. It is a transcript of the gene Hira, whose product is annotated as protein HIRA. Bases 49 to 2976 code for a protein of 975 amino acids. The record is from RefSeq and is a predicted model, not a curated record. Gene Ontology annotation, cellular component: HIR complex; nucleus. Gene Ontology annotation, molecular function: nucleosome binding; protein binding. NCBI's taxonomy places the organism in Eukaryota, Metazoa, Arthropoda, Insecta, Lepidoptera, Pyralidae. Gene Ontology annotation, biological process: regulation of DNA-templated transcription; DNA-templated transcription; chromatin remodeling. The transcript has 20 exons.